This is a messenger RNA of Capsella rubella, 1741 nucleotides long. RefSeq names its product fatty alcohol:caffeoyl-CoA acyltransferase. Gene Ontology annotation, molecular function: acyltransferase activity, transferring groups other than amino-acyl groups. The record is from RefSeq and is a predicted model, not a curated record. Bases 312 to 1610 code for a protein of 432 amino acids. Lineage: Eukaryota; Viridiplantae; Streptophyta; Magnoliopsida; Brassicales; Brassicaceae. The transcript has a single exon.
AAUCAAUGAGAAUAAGGCAACACGUACACACAAGAGUGAAGAGUACAUAUGCACGAUACAACACACCAUGUCAAAAGAAAAAAAGAAAACAAUGAGCACCCAUAUUACAAAAUUACCCUACCUGUCUCGAUACCUCUAUCUACGUGACUAUACAAGCACAUACACAUUUGUAACAGAAAAAAAAAAAGAAAUUAAAAAAAUAAUACACAUAACAGAGGAUAUAUAUAUAUUUAUAAAUAAUACACAUAGAAGAGACCCACCUUGUUUAUUUGGGAAGGAGAAGGAAGAAACAGAGCAAGAAAAAGAAAGCAAUGGGAUCCUUAGUUCAUGUGAAAGAAGCCACAGUUAUUACUCCUUCCGACCAAACACCCUCUUCUGUUCUGUCUCUCUCCGCUUUAGAUUCUCAGCUUUUCCUACGUUUCACCAUCGAGUACCUCCUCGUUUACCCACCCGUUUCCGACCCGGAUUAUUCUCUCUCCGUUCGUCUCAAAUCCGCUCUCUCCCGCGCUCUCGUUCCUUACUUCCCUUUCUCCGGCCGCGUUCGUGAGAAACCCGACGGCGGAGGUCUCGAGGUCAAUUGCCGCGGCCAAGGUGCUCUGUUUCUUGAAGCCGUCUCUAACAUCCUCACGUGCCUCGACUUUCAGAAACCUCCCCGGCACGUGACUAGCUGGCGGAAGCUUCUCUCACUCCACGUCAUCGACGUCCUCGCUGGCGCCCCUCCUCUCGUCGUCCAGCUCACUUGGCUCCGUGACGGCGGCGCUGCUCUAGCCGUCGGUGUCAACCACUGCGUCUCCGAUGGAAUCGGCAGCGCCGAGUUUCUCGCCUUGUUCGCGGAGUUAUCUAAAGACUCGCUGAGUCAAACCGAGUUGAGGAGGAAACACCUCUGGGAUCGACAAUUGCUUAUGCCGUCCCCUGCUCGUGACUCGUUGAGCCAUCCCGAGUUCAACCGAGUUCCCGAUCUAUGCGGAUUCGUAAACCGAUUCAACGCCGAGCGGCUCGUCCCUACAUCAGUUGUCUUCGAGAGACAGAAGCUUAACGAGCUAAAAAAACUCGCGAGUCGACUCGGUGAGUUCAAUUCGAAACACACAUCGUUCGAGGUACUCUCUGCACACGUAUGGAGGAGCUGGGCGAGAUCACUGAACUUGCCAUCGAACCAGAUCCUUAAGCUUUUGUUCAGCAUCAACAUUAGAGACCGAGUCAAACCGAGUCUUCCCAAUGGAUACUACGGGAACGCAUUCGUCGUCGGAUGUGCGCAAACCACCGUGAAAGACUUGACGGAUAAAGGAUUAAGCUACGCGACGAUGCUCGUGAAACAAGCGAAGGAGAGAGUCGGCGACGAUUACGUCAGAUCGGUGGCUGAAGCUGUGAGCAAGGAGAGAGCGAGUCCUGACUCGGUUGGUGUCUUGAUACUGUCGCAGUGGUCACGUCUCGGGUUAGAGAAGCUCGAUUUCGGUUUGGGUAAACCGAUUCAUGUUGGAUCGGUUUGUUGCGACCGUUACUGUUUGUUACUUCCGGUUCCUGAACGAAGUGACGCCGUUAAAGUAAUGGUCGCCGUUCCGUCAAGCGCCGUUGACGCCUACGAGAAUCUUGUGAUGAGUCCUAACGCAUAAAAUUAGAGAAAAAGGAUAAUAAAUUCUAAUUUUUUUUUUCUUUACCUUUUUACUUUUCACUUUAAAAAAAAUAAAAGUACUAUGAACUCUCAUCCGUUGACUUGUAUAAUAUGAGUUUUGACUUUAUUUUA